GUGGUGCCCCGCGGCAGUUGCCGCGCCUCGCCUGAGGCCGCCGCUUCUUCCCGAAGUUGUCCCGGAGCCGUAGCAUGGCGGGUGUGGCCCAUUGCUCCCUGAAGGCCAAGCGCCUCCUCUUGGACCCCAAGUUCGAGGGCUACAAGCUGUCCCUGGAGCCCCUGGCCUGCUAUCAGCUGGGGCUCGACGCGGCUGUAGCAGAAGUGAAACUUCAUGAUGAUCAAUAUACCCUUGACCACAUGCGUGCUUUUGGCAUGUACAAUUACCUUCACCUUGAUUCCUGGUACCAGGAUAAUGUCUACUAUGUUGAUCAGUUUGGAAGGGUUAUGAAUCUGUCAGUGACUCUGGACACGGCUCUACAAAAACCAAGAGAAGUUUUCAGGCUACCUACAGACUUGACAGCUUAUGAUAAUCGCCUUUGUGCCUCAAUGCACUUCUCAUCUUCCACAUGGGUUACUCUCUCUGAUGGUACAGGAAGACUGUAUUUAAUUAAAUCAGGCAAGCGUGGAAGCAGUGUAUCUGAAAAGUGGGAGAUUGUGUUUAAUGAAGAAUUAGGAAGUCCAUUUAUUGUAGUACACAGUGUUUCACUUGUAAAAUCCAAUGCGCAUUCAGUAGCUGUGCUACUGCUUAGGGUAGAAAAAGAUGAAUUGGAUACAAAAGGAAGUGGAUUUCAUACUACCUUGGAAUGGGUUACAAUUGCAGAAAUAAGCAAAGAGGGCAAUCACAGAUAUGAAAUUUUUAAAAGAAGAGUUUUACAAGGCAGAUCAGUCCCCCACUAUGCAGCAAUAGAGCCGAGUGGGGAUGGUCUAAUGAUUGUUUCCUACAAACCGUUCAAAUUUGUGAAAGAUGAAGAUGACAAAUUAGAAGAAAAUGAUGAUGAGAAUGAUGAUGCAAAAGCAUCAGAUGAGAAGAAAGACCCUCUCUAUUGCUGGCAGCAGACUGAAGAUGAUGUGACAAUAACAGUUCAGGUUCCCGAAGGCAUCACUAAGGAUGACAUAAAAGUGUGCUUUUCCCCUGAUAAAAUGUGUGUUACACUGAAAGACCAGCCUCCUUUGAUGGAAGGAAAACUCUAUGCAUCUGUGGACCAUGAAAGCUGCACGUGGAUAAUUAGAGAGAAUAAAAGUUUGGAAAUCUCUCUAAUUAAGAAAAAUGAGGGACCCCGGUGGCCAGAGCUCAUAAUUGGAGACACAAGAGGGGAAUUCAUUAUGGACCCUUCCCAAAGCUCUGAAAUAGCUGAAAGCCUGAUGCAUCUUACCUCUGAAGUACUGAAUCCAAACCCCGAGAAAGAAAAACCACCGUGUAAUGCUCAAGAGUUAGAAGAAUGUGAUGCUUUUCUUGAAGAUAAUGCAAGUUUGUGUAGAUUUGAUGGUGAUACUUUGAAAGUCACUCAUGUAAUUAAUCUUGGAAGCAACCAAUAUCUUUUCUCAGUUGUUGUGGAUCCCAAAGAAAUGCCAUGCUUCUGCCUGAGACAUGAUGUGGAUGCUCUGAUCUGGCAGCCCCACGCUGACGAACCAGAAAACAUGUGGGAACACAUUGGAACUUUUAAUGCUUUAGGUUAUGUCCAAGCAUCAAAACAAGACAAGAAGUUCAUGGCUUGUGCUCCAGACUACUCCUACGCUGCUCUUUGUGAGUGCUUACGACGAGUUUUCAUCUAUCGUCAGCCAACUCCUCUCUCCACAGUUCUCUACAACAGGAAGGAAGGAAGACAAGUAGGACAGGUUGCUAAGCAGCUGGUAGCAACCCUGGAAGCCAAUGAUCCUAUCUUAGGCUUUCAAGCUACAAGUGAGAGAUUAUUUGUUCUCACAACAAAAACCUUGUUUUUAAUAAAGGUGAACUCUGGAAAUUAAUUAUUCAGUAUAUUCUGCUGUAGUUUGUAUUAACAGUUUGUUAAAGAACUGGCUAAGUAAAUGAUCUGAGAAGUUCAGUAUAAUUUGCUGGAUUUUGAAACAGAGAGAGUUUACAGGGGAACAAAAAUUUUUCUUUAGAAUUUGUCUGUAAUACAGUGAGAAGGUUUUUUCACUUUGCUGUCACUGAAGUAAGCCUUUUCAGAGCAAUGGGAAAUGUCCUCUGCACUGACAGCUUUCUCAAAGCAAUUGUCAGAGGCUGCUGUUCUGUUGCAUUGGUAAAUAGAUUUAUGCAUUGUUUUUUCCAAAUUACUGUGUUUGCCAUACUUCUGAAUUUUGAGAAUUAGCUUCUGCUUUUAAAUGCCACUGUUUACCUAUAAAAGUAGUCAGAUAAAGAAAAUAAAGCUUUGAGUUACAAGCAUAUGAUGUUCAAAGCAAAGAAUUGUGUAUCAUAAAUCAAAAAACCCCAAAUUCAGAUUCUGUUGGCCAAAAAAUUGGUAUAGAAUUCAAUAUUCCGUAGUAAAUGAAAUGUGAAUGGAAUUAAUGGAGGAUUUUGUUUCUUACACCAGUAAUUAAUUAAAAUGCAUAUACAUUAUACAUUACAUAUAUUAAUUGUAUAUGCAGAUGGUGAUUACAUAUUGAAUGGUAAUUAGUCAAGGUCUAGUUAUACCCUCUGUUGUGUCAUUUUCAUUUGACAUUGUACUUCAUCUCCAGCAACUCAUUUACAAUUAGAAAAUGGCUACCAAAAAAAGCACCUGAGUUGUAACUUGAUAUGGGAAACUCAAAAGUGUUGCUUCUGCCUCAGCUACCACUGUAAAUACUGUGUUAGCAGAUAACUGUUCUGUCUGUGAUACACAACUCCAAAUGCAGAAUAUUUGCAAGAAUACAUGUACCAUGAGGAUGAUUCAGUUUAACAAAUUGUCAUGGUUAAUUGUAUUGAAUAUUUGUAUCUGAAGUUUUUUGUUUCUUAUUUUAAAUUGACAUUGUCAGUACAGUUAAACCAAAAAAGGAUCAGUUGUGACAGCUGCACCCUGGGUUGUUGGUUUGUUGGUGGGUUUUUUUUCCUAGUUUGCUUACACCUCCAUAGUAAAGAAUGCUUAAUAUAUUGUGUACUUUCAGGAAAGGUGCUGUGAUCUGUGAUACCAAAGCACUGAGAUAGAUGCAAAUACGACAAGUGACUUAAUAGUUAGCAUCUCUUCCAAUGUUAUUUCAGACUUCUGUAAGAAUCUUGUGAGAGGAAAAUAAGUUAUCCUUUUCUUAUGGACUAAAAUAGUUGAGAUUAUUUUGAGUCUUCUUUUAGUUUUCCAUAUUUGUAUUGGCAAAAUGAUUGAUAAUACAGUGAUAAUUUGAUAGACAAGCAGUUGUGGCUUGCAAAACCCCUUUCAAAUGCACAAGAUUUCAAGGAACCUGGUUCUCCUUCUCCUUACAGCAGUAUUACAUUGUUUAUCCAAUAUUGAAAAACUUUUCCUUAUCUCUUACCUGGGUAAGUUAAAAUAGGCUUGAUUUACAAGCCUACCCUUCUCAUUCUGCUUUUUUAAAACUGCCUUGAAAAUGCUUUUUAAAAGUGCUCAGUGAAUCUGUUACUGUUAAAUGACUGGUUUAUAUCUAAAUUUUCAUUGUUGGACAAUAAUGUCAGACAAGGUGGUGGAAUUAAUGUUGGGGUCCUUUAGAAAAGAUCUUAUGUAGUUGAUUACUUUGCAGCAUGAAGUACUCUGAGAUUUAUAUUAAUAUUAGUUACUAACCUGAGAUUUAAUCAUUUGGAGCACACUGUGAUAUUAGGGGAAUGAAAGAGUGGUGAAGGAUUCAUAGGAAAUGUGCUUUUGUGACCUCAGGCCUGUUGCAGGAAGCUUAAAUAUAGAUGAGAAUUUUGUCUGGUUUUUGUAUAAUUCUCCUUACUGUGGGUUAGAUUUCCAGAAUCAUACCUAUGCUUUCUCCUGCCAACAGAGCAAACAAAGGCAAGUUAAAAUGGCUACCUCUUAGGAGGUUAAAAUACAUAGUGACUAAAAUUCACAUAAUUGUGUGUCUUUUUUAAAGGAGCUCUUGUUUGGCCCUGGGAACAUUUCAUCCCCUUUCCCACAAUUUCCAUCUCUUUGCAAUCAUGGAAUUCUCAGAAAGGAUUGUCUCUCCUUCAUUUUGCUUUCUAUGAGAGUUUAGGACACUAUAUUAUUUAAAAGCUGCACAGCAUGCUGUCAGAAUUAAAUGGCUGCAAGCCAUAGGGAGGCAGUUCCUAUCAGCAUUUCCACUUCUCUGUUCACUUAAUUUUAAUGCUUAUUUGUUUAGCAUAGUAAUACAGGCUUGUACAAAGUAUAGAAUGUGUAUAUUUAAAAGAGGUGGUUUUCUGAGAAUCAUACUUCAGUUUUUCUAGGAUUUUAUUUCUCAGAAUCUUACAUUUUUAAGAUAUGUUACUUCCUGAGAGUUUCCGAUUACACUGUUUACAGAAUUUCUGAGAAUUAUAUUGGCUAUUACAAACUUGCAUUAUUUAUUUUAUUAUUUUUCAGUGUUUUCUUUGCCUGCAUAUUUGGAAUGUAUCAUGUAUUCUUCUACAAGUUCAAAUAAAUGGAAAGAAUGUUAAAUUUAUUAAUAAAGGGGGUUUUCUAUUA
Molecule: messenger RNA, 4444 nt
Organism: Calypte anna (Anna's hummingbird)
Lineage: Eukaryota; Metazoa; Chordata; Aves; Apodiformes; Trochilidae
Gene: NUDCD1
Product: NudC domain containing 1
Exons: 10
Coding region: 75-1847 (590 amino acids)
Source: RefSeq, a predicted model, not a curated record